Microcebus murinus (gray mouse lemur) is the source of this 1194-nucleotide messenger RNA. It is a transcript of the gene VKORC1, whose product is annotated as vitamin K epoxide reductase complex subunit 1. NCBI's taxonomy places the organism in Eukaryota, Metazoa, Chordata, Mammalia, Primates, Cheirogaleidae. Gene Ontology annotation, biological process: peptidyl-glutamic acid carboxylation; vitamin K metabolic process; blood coagulation. The record is from RefSeq and is a predicted model, not a curated record. Gene Ontology annotation, molecular function: vitamin-K-epoxide reductase (warfarin-sensitive) activity.
CCUCUGUCUGUCACCCAAGCUGGAGUGUAGUGGCACGAUUAUAGCUCACUGCAGCCUCAAACUCUGCUGAAGGAACUCUUGGUGAAGGGAGAUUUGUUGCUGCUUCUGAGAUGGGAAAGAGAAACAAAUUUCAGUGCAGAUGGCAAGGAUGGAGAGGUUGAAGGUGUAGAAGAGAUAAGUCAUCAGCAGAUGGAAUGUCUAUGAAGGAAAGCGCUCAGCUGGCCCACAGGGGGCUUGGAUAGGAGGGAUGACUGUUGAGUCAAUCCAGGCUCGGGUUUUGCCAAGUGGGCACUGCCUAGUAGAAAGGUUGAGAUACUGUCAAGCGUGUGACCAAGGCAGUAGCGCUGGGAAUUUAAGGGAGAGAAGGCAGGAGGCAUUGGUAAGGCAGGAGGGAAUGGCUGAGCAACCUGGGAGGACAGGUUUUAGCCUCAAUGGAGUCUGAAAUAAUUUCAGAGAUGCUUGGUCCCUGAAUGGAUCGCAGUAUUCCCUGCACCCCUUGAUCCUCUAGUCUCUAGGUCUUGGAUGUUCCAAUGCUUGCCACUGAGCUUAGCCUAUAUAGAGUCAGCGUGAAAUACUGCCACUCACAUUAAUAUCAUUUUAAAAACUCUGGAGACUCCAUUUCCCUUGCUGCCUUGCAGCCGCCGCGACUACAACUCCCGUGAUGUCCCGCGGUCGCCUUGUCAGUGAUCACCCACCUUUCCUUGACGUUUUACCAGUCCCAGCGUUCCUCGUUGUUUUCCUGUCUCGCCUUCACGGCUGUUGAGUCCCAGGACAACCAAUUGGACCAUGGAGUAGGAGACCUGGCAGGCCAAUCGCCCCAGCCACGGGGGCGGGGGUGGUGUGGCCAUAUCCUGUCCCGCCCCUGCUCCGUGGCUGGGGCUCUCCUCGCUGGCGCCUCGGGCGGGACCUGCAGAUAUGGGCACCACCUGGGGGAGCCCGGGAUGGGUGCGGCUCGCGCUCUGCCUGGCAGGCUUAGUGCUCUCUCUCUACGCGCUGCACGUGAAAGCGGCGCGCGCCCGGGACCGAGAUUACCGGGCGCUCUGCGACGUGGGCACAGCCAUCAGCUGUUCGCGCGUCUUCUCCUCCAGGUUGCCUACGGGGACGCUGGGCCUCUAUCCUGCUGGUGUUGAGUUCCCUGGUGUCUUUGGCUGGUUCUGUCUACCUGGCCUGGAUCCUGUUCUUCGUGCUCUAUGA